Durotheca rogersii is the source of this 708-nucleotide messenger RNA. RefSeq lists its product as uncharacterized. NCBI's taxonomy places the organism in Eukaryota, Fungi, Ascomycota, Sordariomycetes, Xylariales, Xylariaceae. The transcript has a single exon. The record is from RefSeq and is a predicted model, not a curated record. The coding region runs from base 117 to 590 and encodes 157 amino acids.
GGUGAUGGUGUGCUCGGGACAAAAACUAGGCGCGGAGCGGGCCACAAGGGGAGAGAGGAGGGGACCCAGCACCGGCCAGUUCUGGCCCCAGCAUAUCGCGACCGUUGGACGGGCCAAUGUUGUCGAGGCACACGGGAGAAAGCUCCCUGCAGCGUGGGAUGGACCCUCAAAAAACAUCUCUCCUCUCUCCUCGCCUCCGUUUCCCUCCCUCUCUCUCCUCUCUCUCUCCUCUCUCUCUCUCUCUCUCUCUCUCUCUCUCUCUCUCUCUCUCUAUACACGUUGCGAAUAGACUCGUCCAGUCACACGCGCGCACGCGCACACGCAUCCACGCGAGAAAUCUCCUAAGGACCCCUACAUACGGAAGGAUUUCAGGCGAAGACGCCUGCAUCUCGUUGCGCAAUAAUAAGGGGACAUGGGCGUGUUUACAAGCUGGCAAAACAGGACGGUCUCCUACAUCCCGACCCGCACGCGUGACUUGGAUGUUCAGCUCGCGAACCACCCUCUACCCCCCGGUCCUAACCAUUGGAUCAUACCGACUCGGGAUCGUCGCCCUCGGAUUCCUAUUUGGUCGUCAACCUAAUCCAUCUUGAUUUCGAGACGUCUACGAGCUUUUCCUUUUUUUUAUCGUCGUUUCUUUUUCCCCUUUUCGUACAUCUAGCUUGCAGCUACCUUGCAGAGAUGGCUGCCUGCCGAACCGGGCAUCUGUUU